Molecule: messenger RNA, 745 nt
Organism: Fusarium odoratissimum NRRL 54006
Lineage: Eukaryota; Fungi; Ascomycota; Sordariomycetes; Hypocreales; Nectriaceae
Exons: 1
Coding region: 1-723 (240 amino acids)
Molecular function (GO): FMN binding
Source: RefSeq, a predicted model, not a curated record
AUGACAGGUACACACUCCAUCAUCACUCCCGCUAUUAUGUACUGGGGAACCCCAGUUGCCCUCAUCACUACCUCCAACGACGACGGCACUGCCAACAUUGGCCCCGUAUCCUCAGUCUGGUGGCUCGGCCAUCGCUGCCUCCUAGGCCUAGCCUCAGGAUCCCAAACCACAAUCAACCUCUUCCGCACAAAAUACUGCGUCAUCAACCUUCCCAGCAACGACAUGGCGCACUACAUCAACCCAAUCGCCAAAACCACCGGCACACCUACCGUCCCUCCCGGCAAGAAAAACCGUGGCUACACGCACUGCAAAGACAAGUUCACCGCUUCAGGUCUUACACAGCAAGCUUCUGAUCUUGUGCCACCGCCAAGAAUUUCUGAGUGUCCUGUACAGAUGGAAGCGGAGGUUACGAAUAGUAUGGAUUUGAUGCAGGAUGUUCCGGAUCGGAAGGGGCUUUUGGUUGCUGUUGAGGUUAAGAUUCUGAGAACGCAUGUUCGGAAUGAUUUGAGGAUGGAGGGGUAUGAGAAUAGGAUUGACCCUGAUCGAUGGAGGCCGUUGAUCAUGAGUUUUCAGGAGUUCUACGGCCUUAUGCCUGCGAAAGUCGCGGAGUCGAGUCUUGGUACUAUUGAUGAGGAGAAGUAUCGCUUCAUUACUAGAUCGGAUGUGGUCAAGCAAGGAGGAGAUAUGGAUGCGUUGGACUGUGAGGCUGGCGCUGGACGGUGAUGCCAAGAUACCCCUCAUUAGC